AUGCAAGUUCAAAGUAGGGCGCGCAUUUAUGCAGAUGUGAAUUUUAAUAAGCAGCGGGAGUACUGGGAUUAUGAAAACUACACAAUCAACUGGGGCGACCAGGAUGACUACCAAAUUGUGCGCAAGCUCGGACGUGGAAAGUACAGUGAAGUCUUUCAGGGCAUAAACAUCACAAAUAACACUAAUUGUGUUAUCAAAGUGCUCAAACCCGUGAAAAAGAAGAAGAUUAGACGUGAAAUCAAGAUCCUUGAGAAUCUUAGAGGCGCGGAAAACAUUAUCAACUUACUUGCAGUUGUCAAGGAUCCUGUGUCCAGAACCCCCGCUCUUAUUUUUGAAUACGUGGACAACAAGGAUUUUAAAGACUUGUAUCAAAACCUGACAGACUACGACAUCCGCUACUACAUGUUCGAGUUGCUUCGUGCCCUCGACGCCUGCCACAGCAUGGGGAUAAUGCACCGCGACGUCAAGCCACACAACGUCAUGAUUGACCAUCCCAUGCGCAAACUCCGUCUCAUCGACUGGGGCCUCGCCGAGUUCUACCACCCCGGACAGGAGUACAACGUUCGCGUUGCUUCUCGAUACUUCAAGGGACCCGAACUGCUUCUUGACUACCAGACCUACGACUAUUCUCUCGACUUGUGGUCGUUGGGCUGCAUGCUUGCAAGUAUGAUAUUUAAGAAAGAGCCAUUUUUCCACGGUCACGAUAACUACGAUCAAUUGGUGCGUAUUGCGAAGGUGUUGGGGACCGCCGAAUUGUUCGACUACAUUCGCAAGUACAACAUCGAGCUGGAUCCUCGUUUCAACGACAUUCUUGGCAGGCAUGGCCGCAAACGCUGGGAUCGCUUCAUUACCACCGACUGUCAGCAUCUGGCAACGCCUGAUGCCAUUGACCUGCUCGACAAACUCCUUAGAUACGAUCACCAAGACCGUCUGACAGCCAAGGAGGCCAUGGAGCACGAGUACUUCGCCAACAUUAGGAAGGCUCGUGCCGAAAGUGCUGCCUCGGCUGCGGCAAGUAAUGGCAAAAAAGAUGUACUCAACAACAUCGGCGAGACCAAUUCGAAGGAUGACCAGAACUAG
Mesocestoides corti is the source of this 1080-nucleotide messenger RNA. NCBI's taxonomy places the organism in Eukaryota, Metazoa, Platyhelminthes, Cestoda, Cyclophyllidea, Mesocestoididae. The record is from the annotation of a GenBank genome assembly.